Wallemia mellicola CBS 633.66 is the source of this 843-nucleotide messenger RNA. Its product is annotated as transmembrane protein. The transcript is spliced from 4 exons. Bases 79 to 804 code for a protein of 241 amino acids. Gene Ontology annotation, biological process: protein folding in endoplasmic reticulum. The record is from RefSeq and is a predicted model, not a curated record. Gene Ontology annotation, cellular component: EMC complex; membrane. Lineage: Eukaryota; Fungi; Basidiomycota; Wallemiomycetes; Wallemiales; Wallemiaceae.
AGGUAUUCGCUUGACACGCCUGCGUUGUAUAUAGACGAUCAGAUAAGGGAUUGGGUGUUAUUCCCUAUUACAUUGGUCAUGAUACUAGUUGGUUUGCUUAGGCAUUAUGUAGUACAGUUAUUAGGCGGUGCACCAAAGAAACAAGAUAUAAAGAGUAUUAGGGAGCAACGCUCACUCAUGCGUUCAGCAAUUCUCCGACAAAAUGGCAAAGUGCUCACUAAUACAGCUUUCGUUAAGCGCAAACAAUACCUAAUAGAAUCGUUUAAGGAUGGUAAAUACCUCAAAGUUGCACCACCGAAGGAGGGUGAUCAACCACAGCUACCACCAAAUCCAUUAAGCGACCCAGAUCAGAUGGAUAACAUGAUGGAUGGCAUGAAAAAGCAGAUGGUUAUGUUCAUUCCCCAGACUGUUAUCAUGGGAUGGAUAAACAGCUUCUUUAGUGGAUUCGUUUUGAUUAAAUUACCAUUCCCAUUGACUAGAGGAUUUAAAGCGAUGCUACAAAGGGGUAUUAUGACACCAGACAUGCCAGCUAGUUAUGUUAGUAGUAUAAGCUGGUAUUUCCUCAAUUUGUUCGGUUUGAAUAGUGUAUUUAAGCUACUCCUCGGUGACGGCAAUAAAACUGAUAGCGUGAGGGAUAUGCAAUCACUUGCAGCACUUUCAGGUGCACUCAACCAGUCAAAUCCAAUGCAAAACCAAGACAUGAACAAAGUAUUCAAAGCUGAGAUUGAUAAUUUGGAAUUAUCAGAUCCGAAAUUCAUAACUAAUGAUGUAGAGAUUAGAGUAUUAAAGAAGUACAAUGUAUAACUUAAUUUUUGACUAUAUGUGAUGAAUGCGUAAUAAACU